AUGAGCAGAUAUAGAAAUUACACAAUUGCCAUCGUGAUUAUCUUUCAAACAAUUCUAAUUUUUUCACACUUGGGAACUUAUAUUCAGCCAAGCACAAAGCAGGAGCCCCCAAAAGUCCAUCUCCUCAUACUUUCCACCUGGAGGUCAGGUUCAUCUCUGGUUGGUCAUUUUUUCAGUCAACACCCUGAUGUGUUCUAUAUAAAGGAGCCAGGUUGGCAUGUGUGGCAUUCCAUGUUCCAGAACAAGGCACAUGUUCUACAGAUGGCUGUGAGGGACCUAAUCCGAUCACUCUACAAAUGUGACAUGUCCGUGUUUGAUGCAUACAUGCAAAACAGAAGCCAAGUGUUGAACUUGUUUCGGUGGACUGCUAGCAGAGCCCUCUGCUCACCUCCGGCAUGCGAUUCGUUCGCCCGUAAUGACAUUGUCCCUGAGGCCGCAUGUAGGAAACAAUGUGGGCAUUAUUCAUUUCAGAAGAUUGAAGACGCCUGUUACAGUUACAGCCAUAUGGUUAUACAGGAGAAUCGCAUCUUUGACCUAAAAGUGCUCAUCUCGCUUCUAAAAGACCCCACCUUAAACCUCAAGAUCAUACAUGUAGUCCAUGACCCACGGGCUGUGGCCAAGUCUCGCGAAAAAACUAAAAGGUCUUUGGCUUUUGACAGUGGUAUUAUCCACAGGGCCACAAAACCACUGGACGGUGAGUUCAAAGUGUUACAAGAAAUCUGUCAAAAUCAAGUCAACAUAUACAGAACAAUAAAUUCGAAACAAUUAUUUUCUCUAAGAGACCGCUACAUGCUGCUUAGGUAUGAUGAUCUGGUUAGAGAUCCGUUAAAGAAAGCAAGAAAAGUCUUUUCAUUUAUUAACCUCAAGCUGACUGAAAAUUUAAGUAGAUGGAUCUAUAAUAUCACCCAUGGUGACCGGCGACAGAAGGUGAACUCUUUUCAGAUUAUACCAAGGGAUGCGGUUUAUACGUCCCAGGCUUGGAGGAACUUAAUAUCCCUCGAAAAGGUCAAUAAAGUGCAGGACAUAUGUAAAGAAGCUAUGAAUACGUUCCGUUAUCAAUUUAUAGACACAAAGGAAGAGCUAAGAAAUUUAAGCAUGGACUCCGUACUGCCGGGACAGAGAGACGAUUUCAUGUGGUUGCCACAGAAAAAAAAUUUAUUGAAUUAA
Messenger RNA from Pseudophryne corroboree (corroboree frog), 1167 nucleotides. RefSeq names its product carbohydrate sulfotransferase 5-like. The transcript has a single exon. Gene Ontology annotation, molecular function: N-acetylglucosamine 6-O-sulfotransferase activity. Lineage: Eukaryota; Metazoa; Chordata; Amphibia; Anura; Myobatrachidae. Gene Ontology annotation, biological process: N-acetylglucosamine metabolic process; sulfur compound metabolic process. Bases 1 to 1167 code for a protein of 388 amino acids. Gene Ontology annotation, cellular component: trans-Golgi network. The record is from RefSeq and is a predicted model, not a curated record.